Thyridium curvatum is the source of this 2997-nucleotide messenger RNA. RefSeq lists its product as uncharacterized. Bases 1 to 2997 code for a protein of 998 amino acids. Gene Ontology annotation, molecular function: carboxylic ester hydrolase activity. Lineage: Eukaryota; Fungi; Ascomycota; Sordariomycetes; Thyridiales; Thyridiaceae. The transcript is spliced from 10 exons. The record is from RefSeq and is a predicted model, not a curated record.
AUGGCUUACACCGUUGACGGCGUGGAGGUGGGCCCAAUCGCCCUGGGCAUGGCAGGUAAAAACAGCCUCUUUUCCUUCAUCCCGCCGGGAGCAUCCGUGUCUCGCCUGACCCCUCGCGACGGCAGCCUGUCCACCGACGACGCCAUCGCCGUCCUCAAGGCGGCCCUCGACGCCGGCGUCAACUACUGGGACGGCUCGGACGCGUACGGCUCCGACUCGUACAACUCCCUCGUGCUGCUCAACAGGUACUUCGAGCGGCACCCCGAGGACGCCGGGCGCGCCGUCGUCAACAUCAAGGGCUGCUGCAAGAUCGGCGCCGGCGCCGGCGCCGUCGCGGCGGCCAUCGACUGCAGCCCCGGGGCCGUCCGCGCCUGCGUCGACGAGUGCCUGCGCCAGCUCGGCGGGCGGUGCCGCCUGCACCACUUCGAGGUCGCCCGGAGGGACCCCGGGGUCGCGAUCGAGGACACGGCGGCCGCCAUGGCCGCGCUCGCCGGCGAGGGCAAGAUCGGCGCCCCGGGCCUCAGCGAGGUCGGCGCCGCGACGGUCCGCCGCGCCCUGGCCGCCGGCUGCCGGGUCGAGGUCGUCGAGGUCGAGCUGUCCGUCUUCAGCACCGAGCCGCUGACCAACGGCGUCGCCCGGGUCUGCGCCGAGAACGGCAUCACCCUCCUGGCCUACGCCCCCCUAGGCCACGGCCUCCUGACCACCAAGCGCUUCGAGGACCUGCCCGAGGAGGGCGACUGGCGCCGCAUGCUGCCGCGCUUCCACCCGGACAACCUGCCCGCCAACCGCGCGCUCGCCGAGGCCGUCGAGCGCCUCGCCGCCCGCAAGGGCUGCACGCCCGUCCAGCUGGCCAUCAACUGGCCGCGCGCCCUGUCGCGCCGCCCGGGCAUGCCGCGCAUCAUCCCCGUCGUCGGGACCACGUCGGCCGCGCGCGUCGCCGACAACGCCAGGCUCGUCGACCUGACGGACGAGGACCUCGACGAGAUGGACCGGAUCCUGGCCGCGCACCCGGUCAAGGGCGACCGGUACCAUCCGGGCGGGAUGAAGGUGCUGGACCAACUAACAACUACGAUUCUCGGACUCAAACCUUGCGACGGAGAUGAAGCCAGACAGCGCCGAUACACACGGACUCGGAUCUCUUUGACACCGAGAGACUCCAGUUGCCAAUCGCGCCUAGAGCCCCCACGGCGUGUGCCUCGGGCGUGUUGGUCCAUGGGCGUCCCCGAGCCGGCAACCGCCCCGGCCGCCGAAGAGACCGUCCGGCCGUGGCGUCGCCGGUGCGCGGCAGCUGUCCUCGCCCUGGCCGGUGCCACCGCGAUUCUGGUAAUACUCCUGCUCGUUGGUUUCGUGCGCGGCAGAGGACAAGAACCCUGGCACAUCGAUACCAGCUCGGCUCGAGUAGACCUGGGCUAUGCCACGUACGUCGGCACGCGGCUCUUGGACAGCAAUGUCGACCAGUAUUUGGGCAUCCCCUACGCCGCUCCCCCCGUGGGGAACCUACGGUGGAGGGCACCUGUCGAUCCCGAGGGCAAAGGUGAUGUAGUUGAGGCUCAUGAGGACGAGGACUGUCUGUACGCCAACGUCUGGGCGCCUUCGAAUGCGACUCCCGGGUCGAAGUUGCCGGUCUGGCUGUUCAUCCAAGGCGGCGGCUACACCUCCCUCUCCAACGCCAACUGGAACGGCAGCGAGGUCGUGGCCAGAUCAGGAGGCAACAUCGUCAUGGCCGAGUUCAACUACCGCGUCGGCCUCUGGGGCUUCCUGGCCGGCGACAAGGUCCGCGGCGACGGCGACCUGAACGCAGGCCUGCUGGACCAGCGCAUGAUGCUGGCCUGGGUGCAGAAGCACAUCUCCAAGUUCGGCGGCGACCCAGCCCGUGUAGUCAUCCACGGCGCCUCCGCCGGCGCCGGCUCGGCCGUGAUGCACCUCACCGCCUACGGCGGGCGCGACGACCACCUCUUCGCCGGGGCCAUAGGCGAGUCCGUCUUCUUCCCCGCGCAGCCUUACCUGCCGGAGCUGGAGUGGCAGUUCGACAGGGUCGUCGAGCUCGUCGGGUGCCGCGGCAGGCAGGAUCGAGACGUCAUGAGCUGCCUGCGAGAGACAGACACCGAGACCCUGCAGGCGGCCAACGUAGCGCAGCCGUUCCCGGGCACGGAUGGAGACGUGGUGCCCAAGUUCUACUGGACGCCGUGCAUCGACGGCGACAUGCUCGAGGACCUGCCGUACCGCAUGCUGGAGAAGGGCAGAUUCGUGCAGGUACCCAUCAUCUUUGGCAACGAUCAGGACGAAGGCACCAUCUUCGCCGCCGACGCCUCCGACGAGCAAGCCUUCAGGUCCUUCAUGCAGGGCAACUUCCCCAGCCUGACCGGCGCCGACGCCGACGCGAUCCUCGCCCGGUACCCGCGAGAGGACGCCGUCCCCGGCCACGCGGCGUACUUCCCCUCCCUGGCCCGCGCCUACGGCGAAGCGGCCUUCACCUGCCCGGGCAUCCACGUCCUGGCCUCGUACUACAACCACAGCGGCAGCCUCACCGCCGCCGCCACCACACCCGGCCACUCCAGCAACACCACCACCAGCAACAAAACCUCGGACCACCAGAAGCAGCAGCCGCCGAUAUGGUCCUACCGCUACAACGUCCGCGACUCGGUCUACACCUCCCAGGGCCUGGGCGUAGUGCACCUGUCCGACGCCGCCGCCGUCUUCGGCCCGGACAACGUCCCCAGCCCCGGCGCCGCGCCGCCGGGCUACUACACGUACAACGCGGGCAUCGUGCCCCUCGUGAUGGACUACUACGUCAGCUUCGUGCGCGCGCUGGACCCCAACGCGCACAGGCACGCGGACGCGCCGGAGUGGGAGCGCUGGGGCGGGGACAGGGGCGGCGGCGGCGGCGGCGGGAGGCGGGUCCUGCUCGAGACGAACAGCUCGCGCAUGGAGACCGCGCCGCGCGAGCAGCUGGACAGGAGAGGCCAGGCCAGCCCGGCCCAGCCCCACGAGACAUGA